Molecule: messenger RNA, 309 nt
Organism: Monoraphidium neglectum
Lineage: Eukaryota; Viridiplantae; Chlorophyta; Chlorophyceae; Sphaeropleales; Selenastraceae
Exons: 1
Source: RefSeq, a predicted model, not a curated record
AUGCAACAACGUAGCCAGCAGUGCAGAGGGGAGGGCGGCACCAGUGCGACGCCGAGCGUGAGGCGCGCCAGUAUCGCGGCGCCAUGCCGGCCGCAGCCGCAGCCUGCGCAGCGGCACACCCAGCGGGACCAGCAGCAGUUGCGGCGGCAGCGCGCCACCCCCCUGCCCGGCGCGCCGCGGCGCCGCGCGUCGGUGGCGGUCAGCGCGAUCCACAUCGACCGCAGGCAGCACCUGGAGAACUCGUGGCGGCGCCAGGCGGAGCGCGAGACGCUGCUGCAGCAGACGCCGCGGCAGGGGGAGGUCCUGGAG